AUGGCCAAACGUGGCAAGGGGAGCACAGGAGGCAAUCUUGAACCACUACCCUUCAUUCGCAAGUUUGGACCAGAUGCGGACAACGAUUUCCCGCCUGUACCACCUACAAUAAAAGAAGAGCUAGAGUAUAGUGUAGCCCCACCACCAACGCUAAUCGAUCCAAAAUCCGGGUUUCCAUCGGAUUUUGAAGCUAAAGACCGUGAGGAUGAUAAGGUGAGGGAGAGAGAUGAGGACAGGCCCAAAGAUGAUGAUAGGUCAAGAGAUAGGGAAGGUGAUAGGUCUAGAGAUAGAGAACGUGAAGAUAGAGGAGGCAGAGAAAGAGACGACAGAAAACGAUCGAGAUCACGGUCGAAGGAGAAGAAAAAACGACGAAGAAGGAGCAGAUCAGUGUCAAAGUCAAGGAAACGGUCAAGAAGUCGGUCGAAGGAGCGAGAACGGAAACACAGAAGGCGUAAGUUUAUGUUUUAUUUUAUUUUUCUUGUUAUAGUCUAUAGAAAUGGUCGAUUAUGGGCAAGAAUAAAGGUAUACAGCUUUCUAUAUCUACGAAUUAUAUUAUAUUAUCAUAGCCGCAUCAUCUAAAAACUUUUCAGGCAGCCGCUCACGAGACCGCUACCGUGACUACGACAGACGCAGAGACGAUGACCGUCGCUACGACGAUAGACGGCGGGACGAUGACAGGUACGAUGAUCGUCGAGGUCGCGAGGAUCGCUUCUUCAAUCCAGAAGAUCCGGUUCAAACUGUAGCUCAAGCCAUACCUCCACAUCUACGUGGUAACGUGGUCGCACAAAGUCUACUGGUCAAACCAGAAGUGCUGCCGGACAUUAUUGGUAUGUUGUUGUGAAAGGGGUGGAUAAAAAUGAUUUUUUUGAGGAUGGGGUGGUAAAUUAGAAAAAAAAAUUUGGGGUGGAUAAAUAUGUUUUUGAAAAAGACAUAUAAAGACUUUGUAGCGCCAGAAAAAGUAGUAAUAAGUUGAUAAUAACCUUUAUAUUUUAGGUGAAGUGGUAUCAGAAGUCAAGGAGAAAGGUGUGGAUUUAACUGUGGCUUUACCAGAAGACUUAGCUAAACAAGCGGAGCGAGAAAAGCGGCGAAAGUCCAGAUGGAGCAACACCAAAAGCUUCGUGCCCGGCAUGCCAACAAUGCUACCACAGAAUCUCGACGAAACACAACAGAAAUCGUAUUUACGUGAGUUUUAGGCUUGUUUUGAAGGGUUUUAGUAACUAAUUUAAAAAAAAAUUAAAUUUAAAAAAUUGUGUUUUGGUCAACAGGGUCCUCUUGUGGAUUUUUUUUGAAAUUUUUUUAUUUUUUUAAACUUAAGCGACAUAAGUUAGAAAUCUUAAUUAAAAGUUAAUUUUAGGUAUUAAUUUAAACAUUUUUAAAGAUUAUAUUAAUAAAAUUAUUUUUAGUCCAACUAGAGAUCGAAGAAGCAACACGUAAACUACGCCUGGGCGAUUAUCUGGGCCCCGAAAACGAAAGGUAUGUCAACUAUUAAUGGAAACAAAGUAGCACAGGAUUACAGUAAUUCAUAGUGAUAAACACGUGGUCUCAAAAACAUGUUUUGAAGAGAUUUUAAGUUUGGUUUGUACUAAGAAAAGGUUUUUUUGAAGAAAAAUAAUUUUUUAGUGCAAAGGGUCACUUUUGCAAUGAUUUUUGACUUUUUCCAAAAAUAAUUUUGAAAAUUGAUUACAUACGUUUGAAAAAGCAUAAAAUGGACCGUAUAACAGAAAACUUUUGGAUUGAUAUUUUAAGUUUUGGCAGAGUUAUGAGUAAUUGAAAAUGGCAAAAAUGAAAAAAAGUUCGAUUUUGGCUGAACUUAACUUUUUUUUUCGUUUUCAAGGUGUUGUAUCUUUGGUAAUAAGCAAAAUACCUUUAUAAAACAGUAGUAAUAAGUAGUAACAGUGAUAUUAUGAUCAAAUUUUUUGAUAAUUUGAAAAGAAAUAAUUAAAAAAUAAAAAGAAUAGAUUAAUAAAGCAUUGUUAUAGGAGUCCAUCCCCAGAGCCAAUCUACGAUUCGAAUGGAAAGCGAUUGAAUACGAGGGAUGUGAGGAAGCGACAGGAACUGGAAGCUGUAAGACAUGAGAAAAUACAGUUGCUGCUAAAAGUGAAUCCAGCUUACAAGCCUCCGGCUGAUUAUCGGUAAGUUGAAUUUUGAAAAUUUUUUUGAAAUUUGAAGUUUUUUAUGUUUACUUUGAUAUCAGAGGUUAGAGUAAGGUAAUGUAAGGUAUUUUAGGGCAAGACAAGUCAAGAUAGGGUAGGGAUAGAUAAAAUAGGGCAGAAUAUGGUAAGUAGAGUAGGGUAGGAUAGUUUGGAAUAGGAUAGAGAAGGGUAGAGUAGAAUAGGGUAUGGCAAAAAUUAAAAAAUAAUUAAAAAGUUUUGCUUCUUGUUUUUAAUAUCUAAAAUUUAAUUUAAAAUGUAAUCAUUUGACAUUUCCACCUUUGCAGAGCACCGAACAUACGACUACAUGACAAAGUGUUUAUACCACAAGAAGAACAUCCGGAAAUUAAUUUUGUAGGCUUGCUAAUAGGCCCGAGAGGAAACACUCUUAAAUCCUUGGAACUUGAAGUAAGUUUAGAGAUAUUGCAAUAAAUUUGUACUGUAGCACUUUUAUUGGCCGCUAUAUCUUAAUACGGUAGUCUAUAUGUCUUACUGUGGCUUUUAGUUUAUAUAUAAAACUUACUAUAUCUUUUGUUAUACAUAUACGCUUUACUGUAGCUUGUAGCUUAUAUAUAAGUCUUACUUUAGCUUAUAUACACUAGAAAAUGUAAAAAUAUAAAGAGAUACAGCUGGUAAUAGAGGUAUACUUUCAGACAGACGCCAAAAUCAUCAUUCGAGGCAAGGGUUCGGUCAAAGAAGGUAAGCUGGGCCGGAGAGAAGGACCAUUACCAGGCGAAAAUGAACCGUUACACGCCUAUGUUACUGGUACAUCACAUGCCAUCAUUCAGAAGGCUGUCAAUAAGGUAAGGAAGUUACAAAUGAAAAUUUAAAAAAAAUUAAAAAAAUUUUUUUUGAAAUGAAAAUGUUUUUAAAAUUAUUAUUUUAGUCGAAAGUUCGUAGAAAGGUCAAUAUUUUAGUAUGCGGUCAAAAAGUUUAUAGAAGAAUUAGUAGUCAGAGCUGAAAAAAAGUUUUGUCGUUUUUUAACGUGAAAAAUAAUGUAAAUUGACUACAAGACUUUUUUGAUGCUCUAUUUUGGGCCCAUAACGAACAAGAGCUUGGUUUUGGGUCAAAAAGUUUAUAGAAAGGUCAUUUUUACUGAUCUUUGUCAAUUUUAUUUUUGAUGUCUGGUUUAGUGGCUCAUUAAUUUUUGAACAACCUAUAAAACUAUAAUCUUAAUUUUUUAAUUUCAGAUCAAAGAAAUCAUAAACGCGGCCCUAAUGAUUCCGGACGGACAGAACGAGCUAAGGAAGCUACAACUUCGCGAGCUCGCCGUUCUCAAUGGAACUCUCCGGCCGGAGGACAUGCUCGGAGGCACGAGAUGCUCGAAUUGUGGCAGUGAUCAACACAAAACCUGGGAAUGUAUGGACGGCCCGAAUGUCACAGCCAGCAUCAUUUGUCAAGCUUGUGGAUCGGCCGGUCAUAUUGCUCGGGAUUGUAAGAACCCCAAUCCCGGCUAUCAGUAUGGUGAAGUGGCUGGAAUGGAUGAUGAGGUAGGUUAGAUUUGAUUAUGAUUUCAAAAAAUUUUGGGCGGGGGUUUUUUUUUGAGGGGGGGUAAGGAAUUUUUUGAAUGGUUGGCUUUCAACUUUAAAAAAAUUUUUUGGAGGUAGGGCUGGGUGAUUUUCAAUUUUUAGGAGGACUCUUUCACAAAAGUUAAAUAAAAAAAGUAAAGAUCAAAUUUCAGUACUCUGCCUUAAUGGCCGAACUUGGCGAAAAACCAGCCCAAGCACCGGCCCAAGCUCAGCAACAAACCCAGCCGAAGGAACGCGUCUACACCCUACCCUCAGGCGCCCCAAUUCAACGAUUCAACAAGAAGCCACACAACGAUAACCAAAACUCCAACUUCUCAUCCCCAUCCACCUUCAACCGCGAGAAGGAGGGCGGCUUCUUCAACCCACCACAACCAACUCAUAUUGGCACGUACGAUCUCACCGGCUCCUGGGUACCGCCACCCCCAGCACCUCCAGCAAUGCCCCCGUGGGGUGCGUACCCCAUGCCCGUCCCACCGCCGCCAACAUCGCAAGACACGGGCUACGGCGAAUUCCUCGCUCCACCACCACCUCCUCCACCUCCACCACCACCGCCGAUGGACGACUACACCGCCCAACCUGUACCCCCUCCCCCGCCACCACCAAUGUAA
Bursaphelenchus okinawaensis is the source of this 4287-nucleotide messenger RNA. The record is from the annotation of a GenBank genome assembly. Lineage: Eukaryota; Metazoa; Nematoda; Chromadorea; Rhabditida; Aphelenchoididae.